AGGAUUUAUAAGAUUGGUUCGGACUUCGGACCUUACAUAUCAUUAUUUUUAGUUUAUUUUUGUUAAUCACGAAAAUAUUGAUUCUAUCUGUUUUCUAUUUUAAAUAAAAAAAACCUAAAGUAUGAUUAAAUAAAGCCUUUUAUCGAAAAUAUCACUAGGAAUUAUCAUAUUAUAAUAUAUAUUUUUUUGGUUAAGAUAAACAUUAAAAAUCAUCAAAUUCCUAAAGAGAAAAGGAUUAUCUUAAACGAGACUUCGGGUCUAUAUAAACAACAUAGUGCUCUCCCAACUUCUCACCAACACAAACUCAAAACUUCAUAAAAUCUCUUACAAAGUUGUAUUCUUUCUUUCUUAGCUGCUUAAUUCUUUCGUUUUCAAACAACAGUCGAUCAUGUCUUUGAUCAAAAGCAACGUUGUCUUUAUUUCUUUGCUGAUUCUUCUAGCACUUUGUGGAGUUUCCAUUGGAGGAACCGUUCACCAAGUUGGUGACUCUAGAUGGACGAUUAUGAGCGUCAAUUACGAGAGAUGGGCCUCUUCAAGAACUUUUCAUGUCGGAGACUCUUUGGUCUUCAAAUACAACAAAGAUUUUCACGACGUCACUGAAGUCACUCACAAUGAUUUCAAGCUGUGUGAACCGUCUAAACCGCUAACGAGAUACGAGACCGGAUCUGAUACCGUCAUUCUAACCAAACCAGGACUCCAACACUUCAUAUGCGGAUUUCCAAGUCACUGCGAUAUGGGACAAAAGCUUCAAAUCCAUGUAUUACCGGCCUCUUUGGGACAUGUCGCUGCUCCGGUUCCUGGACCCGUCCGAUCACUAAGCUCUUUGACGUCUCCUUCACCGUCUCGGUUGACUGAUUCACCGGUUAAUAAUGUUCCACAGUAUCAGAUGGGACCAUCACCAGCUCCACUUAGCGUAGCUUCAUACUCUAGUGUUUGGAUCGGACUCUGCUUCCUUCCUUUACUUUCUCUUUUCAUCUUAGUUUGAUAAAUUUACACACGUUUUGUGUUUUGCUUUUAGUUUGACUUCUUAGUUCUUAUGUUUGAGAGACUUUAAGUUGUAGAUUUUUUUUCCUUGAGUUGUUUUGUUUACUUAA
Messenger RNA from Arabidopsis lyrata subsp. lyrata, 1094 nucleotides. Its product is annotated as mavicyanin. Gene Ontology annotation, molecular function: electron transfer activity. NCBI's taxonomy places the organism in Eukaryota, Viridiplantae, Streptophyta, Magnoliopsida, Brassicales, Brassicaceae. Gene Ontology annotation, cellular component: plasma membrane. The record is from RefSeq and is a predicted model, not a curated record.